AUGGGAAGAACUAACAAUGAAAAUUGUGAUGAUACAGUGGUUUCACCAGAAAGAAGUGAAGGAAGAGAAGGCGAUGGCCUGCGUCGCUCCUUCCGGCAGAGGAAAGCUGUUGAGCGCUACGAAUCUCCCUUGGAAAAUCUAAGAAAACGUAAUCUAAGCUCGUCCAACUAUGCUUCACCUGUCAAAGAGAGAGAUUCAAGCAAAAAACCUAAAAGGUCUCCUUCGGCCAACGCUCAGAAAGAUGACAUAAAGGGAACUCCAAAUGAUCACACAAAAACUGAAGCUACUCGGAAAGGCUACUUAAAUGAAGUUCACAACGAUCACAUGAAAAUUGGAGCAAGCCUGGCUGGUGUGGAGCAAAUGCAAAUAGAUGGUUCAGCACAAUUUCAAGGUGUGGGCGGUCUCUCUGACCACAUUUCAGCUUUAAAAGAGAUGGUCAUUUUGCCAUUGCUUUAUCCUGAUGUCUUUGAGAUAUUGAAAUUUAAACCUCCAAGAGGCUGUUUAUUCUAUGGUCCACCAGGGACUGGAAAGACGCUGGUUGCUCGUGCACUUGCUAAUGAAUGUAGCAGAGGUGACAGGAAAGUAACCUUUUUUAUGAGAAGUGCUGCUGACUGCAUGAGUAAAUGGGUAGGAGAAUCUGAACGACAGCUGCGUUUAGUGUUUGAGCAGGCCUACCAGAUGCGACCUUCAAUUAUUUUCUUUGAUGAGAUUGAUGCUCUUGCUCCUGUACGGUCCAGCAAACAAGAUCAGGUUCACAGCUCUGUUGUGGGAACACUUCUGACACUUAUGGAUGGCUUAGCCAGCAGAGGAGAGGUUGUGGUAAUAGGAGCCACCAACAGACUGGAUUCCAUAGAUCCUGCUUUACGAAGACCUGGGCGCUUUGAACGAGAAUUCCGCUUCAACUUGCCAAACAAAGAGGCAAGAUUAGAAAUUUUCAAAAUUCACACACGAGACUGGACCCUGAAGCCAUCAGACAACUUACUUGAAGACCUGGCUGAGAAAUCUGUUGGAUUCUGUGGUGCUGAUAUUAAAGCCUUAUGUGUUGAAGCUGGGCUCUGUGCUUUGCGCCGCCGCUAUCCGCAGAUACAUGAAAGUGACAAAAGACUAAAGAUAGAUGCCAGAUCGAUUAAAGUGACAGCAAAGGAUUUUGCCAUGGCCAUGCAAAAGAUUGUUCCAGCAUCACAGAGAGCUGGGGCUUCACCUGGGAGAGCACUACCAUCUAUUUCAAAGCCGCUGCUAGAAAACACCCUGGAAAGAAUUUUACAAGCCUUGCAGAGACCGUUUCCCCAUGCAAAGCUUGCACUGAAGACCCAAGGGAAUGAUGGGAUUGACAGUGAUGAUGACAACUCACCAUCAGUCUCUGAAAAGAAGCCUGACAGCAAAAAGGCAGAAUUCCGCACUUUGAGCGGAAAUCCUUCUUACCAGCCAACAUCUUUCAGGCCACGGUUCCUACUAGUUGAAGAGCCAGGAUGUGGGCAGGCUUUUGAUUUGGCGCCUGCCAUAUUACAUGCCCUGGAAAAAUUUCCAGCUUAUACACUAGAUCUACCCACCUUGUUUGUUAGCACCGCAUCACAGGAAGAAACUUGUUCACAGUUGAUACGAGAAGCUCAGAGAACAGCACCAAGUAUAAUUUAUAUCCCACAAAUCUCUUUGUGGUGGGAGGCUGUUGGACCUACGCUGAAAGCUGGUUUUACAGGAUUGCUGAAUAACAUUCCAUACUUUGCUCCAGUUUUGCUCCUUGCAACAUCUGAUGUGCCACAUGAAGAUCUCCCUGAAGAGAUAAAAACAUUGUUUAAUACUAAUCGUGAAGAAGUUUUCAAUAUCCCACGGCCUACCUGUGCUGAAAGGAGAGGGUUUUAUGAGAACUUGAUUAUGAAGCAAGCUGCUGAAGCCCCUGCAUCAAAAAACAAUGCAGAUUCUCAGGCACACUCUUCUGUGAGAUGUUCUCAGGUGGAUGGGCAACCACAAGUAUUGGACAAGAAAGCAAUCAAAAUUAAAAAACGAGGAGUGUUUGUGGAUUACUCUGAGCUCAGAAAAGUGCUGGAUGCUGUCGUCGCAGCAACUGAGAAUGUCAGUAUAUCGAGCAUGGCAAAACUAUAUUCUGUUCUUAGCAUGUGCAUUUACCAACAGCGGGAAAAUCCAGACAAAACCAAAUUAGUGGAGAUUCUUGAUGCUUUUGAUGAAGAAGUUAUCAGGGUUCUCAGGCUUCACAUUGACUCCUAA
Molecule: messenger RNA, 2223 nt
Organism: Motacilla alba alba
Lineage: Eukaryota; Metazoa; Chordata; Aves; Passeriformes; Motacillidae
Product: ATPase family AAA domain-containing protein 2-like
Exons: 17
Coding region: 1-2223 (740 amino acids)
Biological process (GO): positive regulation of transcription by RNA polymerase II
Cellular component (GO): nucleus
Molecular function (GO): ATP binding; chromatin binding; ATP hydrolysis activity
Source: RefSeq, a predicted model, not a curated record